Messenger RNA from Dentiscutata heterogama, 130 nucleotides. The record is from the annotation of a GenBank genome assembly. NCBI's taxonomy places the organism in Eukaryota, Fungi, Glomeromycota, Glomeromycetes, Diversisporales, Gigasporaceae.
GUUGAACAGUUAUACCUUUAUGAAACACCCGAUUCAGAGAUUAUAAGAGAAAUAUUUAAACAAGAAGGAUCGGUUAUGAACUUUCCCGAACUGUUUAAAAAAGUAUCAAUAUUACAUGCUUUCGAUCGUG